CUCAUCUUCCCCACCUCCUCCCGGUCCACACCGCUGCUCCGACUGCGGCAAAACCUUCGGCGCUCGCUCCCGCCUGGCCGUGCACCGCCGCGUGCACACGGGCGAGCGGCCCUUCGCCUGCCCCCACUGCGGCAAACGCUUCAGCCAGAGCUCGGCGCUGGGUUUGCACCGCCGCCUUCACACCGGCGAGCGGCCUCACGUCUGCGGGGACUGCGGCAAAGCCUUCGCCAUCGCCUCCCACCUGGCCGUGCACCGCCGCGUGCACACGGGCGAGCGGCCCUUCGCCUGCUCCCACUGCGGCAAACGCUUCAGCCAGAGCUCGGCGCUGGCGCUGCACCGCCGCGGCCACACCGGGGAGAGGCCUCACGCCUGCGGGGACUGCGGCAAAGCCUUCGCCGUCGCCUCUCACCUGGCCGCCCACCGCCGCAUUCACACCGGGGAGAAGCCGUAUCCGUGCCCGCGCUGCGGUAAGUGCUUCCGGCAGCGCUCCGGCCUCGUCACGCACCAACGGGGACACAAGUAGGCUUGGGGACGUGGGACGGCUGCUUGCUGUCGCCGGAGCUGCCUCCAGGGAUGCCAGGAUCUCCGAAAUGCGGACGUUGUGGAUCCCCCAUAGCUCCGUCCGUUCUGUGGGCAUCAGGGAAGCGCUGCUCGGGGCAGCAGUAGCCUUGAGGACGUCGGAAUGGGCUUCAGACGUCACCCGAGCUGCCUGCGGGAGCCCCAGCAUCUCCAAAAUAAGGACAUCAGGAAUCCCUUUACCUCUGCCCGUCACCAUGGGGACAUCGGGGAGCCACGCCUGCGCUCUGGUCACGCACACACAGGGACACACAGAGCCAAUGGGGACACCGGAAGGGGAUCUCUGUGUCACCAGAUCUGCCUCAAGAAACUGCCUAUUGCCACGGGGACGUCAGGGAGCUGCCACCAGCGCUCUGCUCACGUAUCCAUGGGGAACGAUGGACCUGGAGACACCCCACAUCCAGCUCUGGACACCCCAAUGCAGGCCAUGGAGCAGCCGGAUGAGCCGCUUACAGAGUGGGACGGGGAUGGGGACACAGCGCCCGGCGACCGCCAAGGCACCAUGGAGACCCCUGAGGUGGACAGCCUGAAGACAUCCCCACUGCCUCCACCAUCCCUGGAGGUGGACUGGGCCUGGGAGCUGUCCCCCACAUCCCCUCCGAGCGCUCGGAAGCCCUACAAGUGCACGGAGUGCGGCAAGGCUUUUGGGCAGAGCUCGCACCUGAUGCGGCACCUGGGCACCCACACGGGCGAGAAGCCCUACAAGUGCGGUGCCUGCGCCAAGAGCUUCACCCAGAACUCCAACCUGCUCCAGCACCAGCGCACCCACACUGGAGAGAAACCCUACCAGUGCAGCGCCUGCGGCAAACGCUUCGGCUGGAGCUCCAACCUCAGCCAGCACCGCCGCCUGCACAGCGGCCAGAAGCCCUUCCAAUGCGCCCAGUGUGACAAACGCUUCAGCGAGAGCUCCCGCCUGGUGGAGCACCAGCGUACCCACACCGGUGAGAAGCCCUACCUCUGCCCCGACUGCCCCAAAACCUUCAGCCGCAGUUCCCACCUCGUCCGACACCGCCGCCUCCACGCUGCUGAGCGGGGACCCAGCCCAGGCCUGGCCGUGCGGCAGGGCCUCUGAGGGUCUCCCUGGGGUGAUGGGAGGAGGCGAUGAUUCAUCUCUGGAAUGUGGUUUGCCCUCUUGGUGCCCGUCGUCAACAGAAAGAUUCGUGGAAAAUCCGUGGCGUGAGCUACAGCUGCUGCAGCCCUUCAGUGGUGGCCCCUAGGAGCAGGGUUUGGCCCUGUGGGCGUUUGUCAUCAUGACAGAGAUUUCAGGGAGAUCUGUGAUGUGGUCGGGGGGUCUUAUAGCUCCUCCGUGGUGGCUGCAGGGAUGUGGGCAGGCCCUGCUGGCACCAUUCAUCAACACAAAGACUUGGGGAGGACCUGUGAUGUGGCCAGUGGCUUCUGUGGCACGUCUGCAGUGGCCCUGGGGACAUGUGUGACUCCAGUCAACAUCUGUUGUUGUGGGGAGCCCAUAUAGGCAAACAGCCACAGGACUGUGGACAGAAUUGGCCACAAAGACUUCACGAUGUGGUCAGCGGCUACACAGCCCUUCUGUGGUGGCCAUGGGAUGUGGACAGGCCCUUUUGGUGGCCAUCCUCAAUACAAACACUUGGGAAGGGCCAAUGGAAACAUGAGUUGGCCCUGCUGGUGCCCCCAUUGGCUCUUGCAGAAGCCACGUGGGCCACCGGAGGUGACAUUGGGGCUAAGCAUAGACACAGAGACUUGGGGAGGACCCGUGAUAUGGCUCAUGGCUACUGCAGCCCUUCUGUGGUGGCCAUAUGCCUGUGACUCAGCCCUGCUGACACCCACCAUCUGCUGGGUGAGAGCCUCAUGGGCAGACAGUGGGGUAGGAGGGAUUUUUAAGGAAAACAGUUGCAUUAAUGGCACAAAAUGAGUCCUUAAAA
This is a messenger RNA of Gallus gallus (chicken), 2474 nucleotides long. RefSeq names its product zinc finger protein 71 (gene ZNF71). Bases 683 to 1648 code for a protein of 321 amino acids. NCBI's taxonomy places the organism in Eukaryota, Metazoa, Chordata, Aves, Galliformes, Phasianidae. The transcript has 3 exons. Gene Ontology annotation, biological process: regulation of transcription by RNA polymerase II. Gene Ontology annotation, molecular function: RNA polymerase II cis-regulatory region sequence-specific DNA binding; DNA-binding transcription factor activity, RNA polymerase II-specific. Gene Ontology annotation, cellular component: nucleus. The record is from RefSeq and is a predicted model, not a curated record.